Molecule: messenger RNA, 1304 nt
Organism: Paraglomus brasilianum
Lineage: Eukaryota; Fungi; Glomeromycota; Glomeromycetes; Paraglomerales; Paraglomeraceae
Source: the annotation of a GenBank genome assembly
GGACAGACUAUCAACCAUUGGAAUAUUGCGUGGAUCCAUUGACGUCAGAUCUCUUUCGCUUUGACUUGGACCUGAAAGAGCCCAUCCUGAUACCCAGAUUCGUUUUUGACUCCCUACCUCGUGAUCGGUCCAACGUCUUGCCGGAUCCAAAAAUUAUCCUCUCCUCCAUGCAUCAUUGCCAUUUGUCUGUCUAUGAAGAUACAAUUAUCAUAUUGAGGAACAUCAAAGACGGAACCUCUGAGGAUGCACUCCAUUUUCGAGAUGGCAGCAUUCUUCACAUCAUUUCAGCAACAGCAUCAUCAGAUCCUAACAUUAUUGAUCUUAAUCAUUCUUCAAACAGUACACUUAAACGCAAACGGGUUGAUGCUCACAUUGGGAACAUUCCAGUUGUUAUUGUAGAGGAGAAGCAAUUGGAUACAGAGGUUGGGGAGGCCAAGCUUGAUAUAUACAGGAAAUUUGAUUGGUCACCGCAUUACAGGAAUUUGCCAUAUGUGAUUGCUAUUGCAGUUGGUAGAGAUAAUAUAGUCUUCAGUAAGUUCACUCGUGCAAAACACUUUAUUGAUGAAUUGAGCUUGAAUCUUUCUUUGAUUAAAGAUCGUGCAGCCAUAAAUACUGGUCGUUACUGCCAAUGGGCCUUUAAACAAGUAGGACCAGAACCAUUGUAUCCAUUUGGUAAGACUAUUGACCGCCUACCUGCAGAUUCAGGUAUCUGGGGCACUCGCCUUACAAUCAAUUAUUCUUCAGUAUUGAAGACUUUCUAUUCAAUGGAAAGUUCAGAAAUUCAGAGGGUACACAGCUUCUAUGCAAGAAAUACUGGCAUUCCCUUUCUUGAAAAAGCAUUACGAAAUGAGACUAAAAACAAUGAGCUCCAUCUUGAACUUACACCAGUUGGCCUUAUGUUUUCACCUACAAAUCUUGCUACCCUUCAAACUGCCAUGUAUUGCUUCCUUCAUGUCCUGGCUAAGGUUCACCAAAAUGGCUGGUCUGUCAUUGACAUCAGAUGGCCAAACACCAUUGAAUACAAUGGUUGCUAUUAUAUUAUUGAUGCUGGUGAAUUUGCCCAAGAGCAUGGUCACCCAAUUCAUAGCAAGGUAUUAAAGAAAUUUGAUCAAAACUCCUUGCUGAGUCGUCCUGCUCAUGAUGUCUACAUGGUGAAAGAAAUGAUGAAAGAGGUUGAAGAGAUCUGGAGAUAUAAUUCACAUGCAAUUGAUUUUAUGAGAGAGUUGGAUGAAUGCUAUAGGAAGGAUAGUCUUGAAUCUGUAUUGAAUUGUAGGUUUCUUACUGCACCAACAAGGAUGAAUUAA